This is a messenger RNA of Chrysoperla carnea, 2338 nucleotides long. It is a transcript of the gene H, whose product is annotated as protein hairless. The record is from RefSeq and is a predicted model, not a curated record. The coding region runs from base 312 to 2210 and encodes 632 amino acids. The transcript is spliced from 4 exons. NCBI's taxonomy places the organism in Eukaryota, Metazoa, Arthropoda, Insecta, Neuroptera, Chrysopidae.
UGUCGACGAGACGAAGUGGGAUGAAAUAAAUAUCUAUCCCAAUUUAUCCGGCACUGUAAAAUUUAUUAAAAUCGUGCGUAGUCCUUAAUUAAGUACAAAUAAUGUAAUAUAGUAUCUUAAUAACAGUGCGUAUGUUAAAAAUUUUGUGAAAAAUGUUUUUUUUAUGUGAUUUUUGCACCGUGUUGUCAGCAGGUGGACUGGAAUGAAACUUCAACAAAAUAGUUUAUUAUUCAUUUGUUUGCGUUUUUUGACAUAAGCGUUUUUAAAAAUGAUGUGUAAGGGUCGUCGACUGAUAUGGGGUCAGUAAUGAGAUGCAUAUUCAAGAAUCUCAUCAGACCCAAGAAAAUAAACAGGCAAAAUGUUCCAAAAUGACAGAAGACGGACACAAAAAAUCUGGCAUGAAUGGAAUCAUUGACGGUGGUAGUGGAAAUGUGGGGGCAGCAAUUAAUAAGAAUACCUCUCGAAAUGAUACUGAACAUCGGGCAACGGGAACAGCUAGUUCAACGGGUGGUCGACUCAAAUUCUUUAAAGAUGGUAAAUUUAUUUUGGAAUUGGCAAGAGCUCGUGAAGGGGAACGUGUAUCAUGGGUAUCCGUUCCUAGGAAAACGUUUUGGCCACCACAAGCUAGCACUGGAAGUACACCACCAACCCAUCGACAAGAAAGUAGCACUUCGCUCAGUGUGUCCGAUGAUAACAGUUCCGUACAAUCAUCACCGUGGCAAAGAGAUCAUUCGUGGAAACAAAAUUCCCCCCGAUGUAAUGUAUCAUCAGAGAUGACCUUCUUCUACCACCGUCCAUCAAAACUGCAAGUGCCCGUUUUACGUCAUAAACGACGUCGUCCCUUCGAUUCCUCCUCAAACAUAAAUAAUAUAAGGACUUCGUCAGAACGUGGUGAACGAGACGAGUGCGAUAGUAGUGUGCAAUCUAAUAAAAUAGUGAAAGUAAAUAAUACAGAGGAUAUAAAAAAGGAAGAAGGAAUAAUAAGUGGAGGAGUAGUUGUAGGAGGAGGGGGAGGGGAAGGGACGAUUGUUAAAAAUGAUAAUAAUUCUAAUAAUAAUAAUAAUAAUAGUGAUAGUAAUAAAAUAAAAGGCGUGAAUAAAAAGAGACAGAAAAAGUUAGUUGAUAUUGUAAAACUAUUGUGGGAUAAAAAACCACAAAUUAAUAAUUACAGUACAUUUAAAUCUGUAUUAAUGUCGAAUAUUCGUCAUGAACAAAUGGUAUCGCCACGUAAACGGAUUCUACGUGAAUUGGAACGUGUUACAAUUGAUGAUUUAUCGAAUAAACGGUCUAGAGCCAAGCCAGCUCAAAGUAUAACGUUUUCUACUGCCACAACAGGUUCAAGUCCAAGCCGUGCUCAUAAUGGUACGGCCGAAACAUCGUCGUCGAAAAAUACUAGUAGCUAUAGUAUUACCUCAUUAUUGGGUCAUAAGAAAGAGGAAGAAGUCUCAAAUCCAACGCCUUCCAUAUCGCAUACCGAAUAUCAUAAUCAUUCAACACAAUUAUCGCCGAAUGUAUCACAGCGUGUCCUUGUAAACAACGUAUCUGUGUCACCGAAGAAUAUAAAUUAUUCACAUUCACCGAAAAUAAUCUCUCAUCAUGAUUCACCAGAUUUAAGUCCGAGUCCAGAACAUUACAGAUAUGUUCCACAUCAAAAUAUAGCUCAUAGCUCACCAACUCAUGCAUUAUCACCGCCACCAGACGUUCAUAAAUUGUAUCGUGUACAUGGAUCACCGAAUCAAUAUAAUUCGCUGCACGGUUUGGUAUUGCACCAAAAAUCACCACAGUAUUAUACGCCAAGUCAUCGAUCUGCAGCUGCGUCGCCAGGCUCGCCCCGAUCUCCACUUGAAGAUAGUAGCAGAUCUCGAGAACAUCGGUUUAUUGAACCGAGUUCGGAAAAAAUUGAUAAUGUGGGACAUCGUGUAUUAGAAAUGGAACAUUCAUUACGUCCCACAUUCAUAUCUCCAUAUCUGUACUCCCCUGGUCCAUCACCAUAUAUCAGUCAUCCAGCGUAUUAUAAUGCUGGUCCGUAUCGAAGUCCAUAUCAAGCUCCGUAUCCAGGGGAACCGUUAACACAUUCUCCCAGUUCUCAACCUAGGAAUUAUUCAACACAUCAGAACUGGAGUCAUGUUAAUCAGAAUCAUGCUCUCGAUGCGCUUAGAGAUGAUAUCGCUUCAGAUGUUCCAUUGAAUUUAUCUAAACAUGCGGGUUGAACGUAAGAAAUCUACUCCGUAAAACUAGUGACUCUAAAGAGUGCCUUUUUAAGAGAAUAAAUCAUUAUUUUAUUAUUUAAUGGACAAUGGUUUUAUAUUUUUUGUACAUAACUCGAAUCAGUGUUUCA